AAAGACAUGAUAUUUUGGUUAUUUAUAGCAGAGUAUGGUAUAAUUUUAAUGGUCCGGCCCACUUGACAUCUCCCUAGGCCGUAUGUGGCCCACGAUGCGAAAUGAGUUUGACACCCCUGGUCUAGACUAUUGACAUGGAGAAGGGGUGAGGGGGAAGGGUCUAGACUAUUGACAUGGAGAGGGGGUGAGGAGUCUCUAGACUAUUGACAUGGAGAGGGGGUGAGGAAGAGGUGUCUCUAGACUAUUGACAUGGUGAGGAGGAAGAGUCUCUAGACUAUUGACAUGGAGAGGGGGUGUGGAGGAAGGGUCUAGACUAUUGACAUGGAGAGGGGUGCGGAGGAAGGGUCUCUAGACUAUUGACAUGGAGAGGGGGUGAGGAAGAGGUGUCUCUAGACUAUUGACAUGGAGAGGGGGUGAGGAGGUGUCUCUAGACUAUUGACAUGGAGAGGGGGUGAGGAGGAAGGGUCUAGACUAUUGACAUGGAGAGGGGGUGAGGAGGAAGGGUCUAGACUAUUGACAUGGAGAGGGGGUGAGGAAGAGGCGUCUCUAGACUAUUGACAUGGAGAGGGGGUGACGAGGAGGUGUCUAGACUAUUGACAUGGAGAGAGGGUGAGGAAAAAGAGUCUCUAGACUAUUGACAUGGAGAGGGGGUGAGGAGGUGUCUCUAGACUAUUGACAUGGAGAGGGGGUGAGGAGGUGUCUCUAGACUAUUGACAUGGAGAGGGGGUGAGGAAGAGGCGUCACUAGACUAUUGACAUGGAGAGGAGGAAGCAUCUCUAGACUAUUGAGAGGGGGUGAGGAAGAGGCGUCUCUAGACUAUUGAGAUGGAGAGGGGGUGAGGAGGUGUCUCUAGACUAUUGACAUGGAGAGGGGGUGAGGAAGAGGUGUCUCUAGACUAUUGAGAUACAGUCCCUAGUCGGUGCAAGGGGGGCAGGGUGACAUAAAUAAACACACAGAAAUGGACCAAACUGGUUUGGGAUGAAGGUGACCUUAGAACAAGGUUGUGUGUCUUGAGAGUGAAACCAGGGCUCAUCCAAGGCGUGGCCUUCCUUCACCCCUGACAGGAUGGGAUGGAAACCCUGUAUGUGUUCUCAGGUCUGUCCGUUGGCCGUAGUUAGUCGUUGACUACUGGCAGUGCAAGUGUGCGUGUGCGUGUGCGUGUGCGCGUGCGUGUGUGUUGUUGCAGAAACUAACCUGUUUUGAUCCUGUCAGUUGACAUCACUGCUUUUGUUCGUGGCUUAGUUUGCCUUUUAAUCAAGAGAAUGAGGAAGGAAGGAAGCUAUUUUUAUUUGAUUUUGUCCGUAAAUAAAUGUAGCCCAGUCCUUUAAAAAUAAAAAUAAAUCCCCCAAAUAAAAAAAACAUGUACUGAAAACCACAAAGUCCAACUUGAUGUAGUUUGUAGUUUUGGAGCCACACCAUUCAUGACUCCUGAGAGAAAUAAAGUGUCGAUGUUGAGUUGGAACGGAACCUGGCAGCUACUUCAACACCAGGAAGUGAGGAGCACAGAGCCUGUUCAAGAGGUCCUUCCAGAACGUCCAGACCCUGGGUCACACCCCCAUCUCUACAGACCCUGGGUCACACCCCCAUCUCUACAGACCCUGGGUCACAUCACUGAGAAUACACCCCCAUCUCUACAGACCCUGGGUCACAUCACUGAGAAUACACCCCCAUCUCUACAGACCCUGGGUCACAUCACUGAGAAUACACCCCCAUCUCUACAGACCCUGGGUCACAUCACUGAGAAUACACCCCCAUCUCUACAGACCCUGGGUCACAUCACUGAGAAUACACCCCCAUCUCUACAGACCCUGGGUCACAUCACUGAGAAUACACCCCCAUCUCUACAGACCCUGGGUCACCUCCAUCUCUACAGACCCUGGGUCACACCCCCAUCUCUACAGACCCUGGGUCACACCUCCAUCUCUACAGACCCUGGGUCACACCCCCAUCUCUACAGACUCUGGGUCACCCCCAUCUCUACAGACUCUGGGUCACCCCCAUCUCUACAGACCCUGGGUCACCUCCAUCUCUACAGACCCUGGGUCACCUCCAUCUCUACAGACCCUGGGUCACACCUCCAUCUCUACAGACCCUGGGUCACAUCACUGAGAAUACACCCCCAUCUCUACAGACCCUGGGUCACCUCCAUCUCUACAGACCCUGGGUCACACCCCCAUCUCUACAGACCCUGGGUCACACCUCCAUCUCUACAGACCCUGGGUCACACCCCCAUCUCUACAGACUCUGGGUCACCCCCAUCUCUACAGACUCUGGGUCACCCCCAUCUCUACAGACCCUGGGUCACCUCCAUCUCUACAGACCCUGGGUCACCUCCAUCUCUACAGACCCUGGGUCACACCUCCAUCUCUACAGACCCUGGGUCACACCUCCAUCUCUACAGACCCUGGGUCACACCUCCAUCUCUACAGACCCUGGGUCACACCUCCAUCUCUACAGACCCUGGGUCUCCUCCAUCUCUACAGACCCUAGGUCUCCUCCAUCUCUACAGACCCUGGGUCACAUCACUGAGAAUACACCCCCAUCUCUACAGACCCUGGGUCACCUCCAUCUCUACAGACCCUGGGUCACCUCCAUCUCUACAGACCCUGGGUCACACCCCCAUCUCUACAGACCCUGGGUCACACCUCCAUCUCUACAGACCCUGGGUCACACCCCCAUCUCUACAGACCCUGGGUCUCCUCCAUCUCUACAGACCCUAGGUCUCCUCCAUCUCUACAGACCCUGGGUCACUCCUCCAUCUCUACAGACCCUGGGUCACACCUCCAUCUCUACAGACCCUGGGUCACCUCCAUCUCUACAGACCCUGGGUCACACCUCCAUCUCUAUAGACCCUGGGUCUCCUCCAUCUCUACAGACCCUGGGUCACUCCUCCAUCUCUACAGACCCUGGGUCACUCCUCCAUCUCUACAGACCCUGGGUCACUCCUCCAUCUCUACAGACCCUGGGUCACUCCUCCAUCUCUACAGACCCUGGGUCACACCUCCAUCUCUACAGACCCUGGGUCACACCUCCAUCUCUACAGACCCUGGGUCACACCUCCAUCUCUACAGACCCUGGGUCACACCUCCAUCUCUACAGACCCUGGGUCACACCUCCAUCU
Molecule: messenger RNA, 3121 nt
Organism: Oncorhynchus gorbuscha (pink salmon)
Lineage: Eukaryota; Metazoa; Chordata; Actinopteri; Salmoniformes; Salmonidae
Exons: 3
Coding region: 1422-2720 (432 amino acids)
Source: RefSeq, a predicted model, not a curated record